Messenger RNA from Parnassius mnemosyne (clouded apollo), 420 nucleotides. NCBI's taxonomy places the organism in Eukaryota, Metazoa, Arthropoda, Insecta, Lepidoptera, Papilionidae. The record is from the annotation of a GenBank genome assembly.
AUGUUUUACAUUUUAGUAAUAUUCUCUGUUUUUGUCUCGGCGUAUGCACAAAUUGACUCGAGACCAGUCGUUCAUUUACCACCGGCUGUCUCCGAGUUUGUGAAGCAAGUAUCCGCAGACUGUUUAAAAGAGAUAAAAGCUGAACCAGAAGUGGCAAAACGUUUCUUUGGGUGGCAAUUUGAUGAAGAUGAAAUAAGCAAAAAAUUUAGAUAUUGUCUCUGCCUAAAAACAAAUUACUUGGAUGAAGAUAACCACUUAAACGACGGUUUCAUAAAAUUGUUUGAUAGUAGUGAUCGUAAAGAAGAUGUUCAGAAGGUUUUAGAAACUUGUAAUAAAAUUAAAAAGAAAGAUCCUUUAGAUACAUUGUUUGAAAUAGCAUUGUGCUUUUAUAAAAACUCACCGGUGUUAUUACUUCCAUAA